Capsicum annuum is the source of this 549-nucleotide messenger RNA. RefSeq lists its product as uncharacterized. The coding region runs from base 1 to 549 and encodes 182 amino acids. The transcript is spliced from 3 exons. Gene Ontology annotation, molecular function: nucleic acid binding; zinc ion binding. Lineage: Eukaryota; Viridiplantae; Streptophyta; Magnoliopsida; Solanales; Solanaceae. The record is from RefSeq and is a predicted model, not a curated record.
AUGCCUCCUCGUAGAGCUCGCAAAAAUAAUGAACGACCUCAACCCGUUGAUCCUUUAGGUGACACAGUGUCCUAUGCUGAAUACCAGGCAGUUUUUCAAGCGCUAGCCCAGGCAGUUACCGCCAAUGCUCAGGACAAUGUUCAGGCCGCAGUUCCACCUCCACAAGAAGGUAAUUCAGUGGCAGCUCAGUUUUUGGCUGGUGUAUCUGGUUAUGAUGUGAAAGAGUAUAGGUCUUCUAUGCUUAAUAGGGACAUGGACCUUUCUAGAUUAAUGAUACAUGCCCAGCAGAUUGAGGCGGAUAAGUCCCAGAACCGUUCACUUGUGCCAGUGCCUUCAUCAGCCAGUGCUCCCUUAUUCAGAAUCAGGCAGGAGCAGGGUAAUAGGUCUACUAUGUCCAGGUCCCAGGACAGUGUGAGUAACAAACCUCAUUCUCCCCUAUAUCUGAAGUCCGGUAGGGACCAUCCUGGUGAGUGCUUAGUUGAUCGGAGGGGUUGUUUUGGUUGCGGUAAUUUGGGCCACAGAUUCAGAGAUUGCCCAUAUGCCAAAUAG